AUGUCUACAACCAGCCCGGUCACCGGCGAUGUAGUCGCUACACUUCUCGAUGGGAACUCAUUCCAAUCAGCCCAGCACGCGACCAUUCCCCACCCCGUCGGCUGCGAAUGCAGUAACUCGUACAAUGUGCUCGAUACAAACGCCCCAGUGCAGCUGGCUUCUGGCAAAGAGACGACUGGAACCCAUAUUGCUACCAACAAUGAGCCUGGAGAUAGCAAGAAGCGCCAGAACGAAGCACAUCAAGAAGAACAGGAAGCCGCCAACAAGCGACGGAAUCUAAACGACUCGACAUCAGAACCGUCUCACAAACGGACCAUAGCACGGACCCGACGCGAUGCAAAGCAUGCAGAGGCUGUUGAGGAAGGCCGGAUCACAUGUCUUCAACUUUGCGCAAAGUUGCACACCACCCUACCUCGAGAACUACGAGAUAUGGUGUACAGCGAGACCAUCGGCCCACAUGACCGCGAGAACGUCACCGGGCACCACGUCGAUAGAAAACACGCCAUCCAAAGUCCAGCCAUGGAUUUCAUCAACCACGGGAUACGGAGCCUAAAGUCAACUGAACAGCGCGGUCUGAAAUGGUGGCUCGACAGCUACAUGGGUCGCGAAGUAGCCACCGAGAUCGUCGAGCAAUUUUACCGCAGUCGAACGUUCUGCUUUAGUCGUCGAAGGUCGGGCUUGAUCCCUGAUUUCCUGAAACACGACGUCUUCUCCAAAGGCCUUGAACCGGGACUUUUCGUUCAGCACAUGCAUGCUCAUGUGGGCGAAUUCCAAAUUGAGACUAGUUACUUCGACGAGCUCAAAGACAUACUCGGAAAGAUCAAGAACAAGGAUGUCAAUUUGCAUAUACGUCUUCACCACAGGACUAGCAUGUCGGCUCGACGGCUGCAACUAGAGAAACUGGGUCCUGUUGUUUACCAGCUAAGAAGGGAAGGGCUGAGUCGCGUUACUGUACAGAGUUCGGGUUGCUGCAAGGACUUCACGUCGUUGUUUGAUGUGCAAGAAGGGCUUUUCUUGGAUCAUCUGGAAAAAUGGGCGUUGACGGCAAAUCCCAACAUCUGA
This is a messenger RNA of Alternaria hordeiaustralica, 1062 nucleotides long. RefSeq lists its product as uncharacterized. The record is from RefSeq and is a predicted model, not a curated record. Lineage: Eukaryota; Fungi; Ascomycota; Dothideomycetes; Pleosporales; Pleosporaceae. The coding region runs from base 1 to 1062 and encodes 353 amino acids. The transcript has 4 exons.